This is a messenger RNA of Dreissena polymorpha, 1401 nucleotides long. Its product is annotated as sushi, von Willebrand factor type A, EGF and pentraxin domain-containing protein 1-like. The record is from RefSeq and is a predicted model, not a curated record. The transcript has 8 exons. Bases 1 to 1401 code for a protein of 466 amino acids. Lineage: Eukaryota; Metazoa; Mollusca; Bivalvia; Myida; Dreissenidae.
AUGGGACCCACGUGUGCCGAUCCGCCGGUGAUUGCGAACGGAACAUACACACCUGCUGCCGGCCCGUAUACCGACGGUGCUUCUGUAUCAUACCUGUGCGACACUGGUUGGGAGCCAGACGGAGUCUCCGGCCUCCCGUUGAAUUGCACUUCCGGGGCGUGGGACGGCACGCCACCCAACUGUAAAACGGUGCAGUGCGCAGCUGAGAGCGUCCUCCAUGCCGUUCUUAGCCCCAGUCUGGCAAGCUUUGAUUAUGACUCCAAAGUCAACUACAUCUGCGUGACAGGAUAUGAGCUCAAAGAUGGAGAUUUAGAGAGGACAUGUCAGGCAGACAAGACGUGGUCAGGGCUCACUCCCAACUGCUCUAUAAAGAGUUGCGACAAGGUAGAUGUCGCUCACGCGUCUGUAAUCCCAGACCAGCCUAGGUACGAUUACAACAAAACGAUCACGUACACAUGCGACCGCGCCUCCAACCACAUUUCCGGCGACCUCGUGCGCAUGUGUGAUGACACGCCUCAGUGGACUGGCAUGAAGCCAACAUGCACGCUUUUCGCCUGUUUGCCUCCAAACAACGUCUCAUUCGGCACUUUCUCGCCUGUGGAGAUCGUCCAUCUGUUUGACACGAACGUUACCUACACAUGCACAGCCGGGUAUUACAUCAGCGCCGGCGAUCACGCCAUCACAUGUCAAACCGACGGAUCUUGGUCCGGAACCAUACCAACGUGCACACUGGUGCAAUGCCCAACAGAAGUAGUUGUGAACGCCACCUUCACACCCAAUCAGGCAAAACUCGACUACAACAACGUUGUAACGUACACGUGUGACCUUGCUUACAACCACACGGACGGUGACUUGCAGCGCACGUGCCAAGAAAACUUCACGUGGACCGGAAAUACGCCGGUCUGCACGCGAGCAGCUUGUAUACAAGAGAAUUCCACAUUUAUGACGACGACCCCGAACAAUAUUGUCCACGACUUCGGCGUCAAUGUGACAUACGAAUGCGUCAUGGGAUACAAUUAUACUUCCGGUGAGAUCACACGCACCUGCCUGACUAAUGGUUUGUGGACUGGAUCGCUUCCGGCAUGUACAAUUAUAACAUGUCAUUCCCCGCCCACCAUACUGCACGGUUAUUACGCCCCGUUGGAGCCUUCGGGAUCGCACCUGUACAAUACGACUGUGGAGUACACGUGCCAGUUUGGAUACCGUCAUCUGAGCGGGAGCCUUCAGCGGCGAUGUAACGAACUGGAACAAUGGACAGGGGAAACACCCGUCUGUACAAGUAAGUGCACUGCAGGCAACACCACCUUACCCACCACAGCCACAAUCGGCCGUACGACUUGCACAACCCCUUACAACAUUUCCGCCAACGAUUGUUCUAUUAUUCUACCAUCCCAUUGCUAG